CCCAUCGACUCCCUUAAUUGGGUGCUAGGAACGGCUCUGCAUAUGUUCGAGCAAGACACGACAUUGGGUCCAAAGAAAUGUCUAUAUGAGCCCAUCUUCCACACUGCACUCUGCCUUGCUAGCAAUCUGUCUGAGACUCUCCACCCUUGUCUAUAUCCAAACCCACUCCCCGAGGAUAAAGACAUUCUCUCCGCAGAGCACACCGCGAAUCCUCAUCCUUCUCCUCCAUGUCCAUCCCGCCACAUCAACAUGCUCCCUCCCUAACGGCACCGCCCCCGACGACGAAGCCUCAGCGCCCUAUUCCUCCGACCCCACAAACCCCCUGAGCACAAUAUGCCGCCACACGCAAUGGGCCAACCCCCCGGGCAGCGACAUAGCAUUCGGCUCCACGCAAAACGAGCGUCUGCCCACCGGCCUGUGCCACAACCGCGGCUUCUCUACCACGCCCGGCGAGGAGCAGCGUCCGUGGAUUAGGUACUAUCGCGUCUACUGCACGCAUGGCGACUGAGGAAGCGGCGCUUGUCUUGAUGUUUGCGAUACCGGGGAGAGCGCGGAUGUGGCACAGUUGACGCCGUGCGACGCGGCGAAUUCGUCUGAGAAAUGGUGCUGUGGGGAUACGACGGCGUGUUGUGCGCCGGUGUACAAGCCGGGCGCGGUUACGCUUCCUGGUCUGUUCGCCGGGCUGGCUGCAUCGUCCUUGUCCUCGUCGUCUGCGCUUCCUUCAUCAACGGAUCAUUCUUUACCGCCUGCGAUAUCUGCUUCUGGUGGCUUGUUGGACGGCGCGAAGGGUGGGAU
Molecule: messenger RNA, 795 nt
Organism: Trematosphaeria pertusa
Lineage: Eukaryota; Fungi; Ascomycota; Dothideomycetes; Pleosporales; Trematosphaeriaceae
Exons: 2
Coding region: 86-508 (140 amino acids)
Source: RefSeq, a predicted model, not a curated record